Messenger RNA from Oxyura jamaicensis (ruddy duck), 7135 nucleotides. It is a transcript of the gene ESRP2, whose product is annotated as epithelial splicing regulatory protein 2. The record is from RefSeq and is a predicted model, not a curated record. Gene Ontology annotation, cellular component: ribonucleoprotein complex; nucleoplasm. Gene Ontology annotation, molecular function: mRNA binding. NCBI's taxonomy places the organism in Eukaryota, Metazoa, Chordata, Aves, Anseriformes, Anatidae. The transcript is spliced from 17 exons. The coding region runs from base 191 to 2380 and encodes 729 amino acids. Gene Ontology annotation, biological process: regulation of RNA splicing.
GCCGAACCGAAAGCAGGUAGAGGGACACUUCCUGCGGGUUGGAAAAAGGGAGAGAAAGGGAGUUUGCCUCUCAUCUCCCUCAAAAACCAAUCAGGCCGGAUCAGCCAGGCGCUGAGGCUCCCUCCGUCCCUCCUACACCUUUCCCAGAGACCCAAUGGCCUCGUCCCUCCGGGAGAUUGACUAGAGUCACAUGAGCUGCACCAAGGGCAGCCCCGGGAAGGAGAUCACCGGGAACAGUUGUUUCACCCCUGUGGUCAUGACGGCUUCGCGCAGUGACUCUUUGGUGGUGUUGUUUGGGGCAACAGCUGGUGCAUAUGGGGCUAAACUGGGUUCGGAUGAGAGGGAACUAAUUCUCUUGGUGUGGCAAGUUGUGGAUCUCCCCGGCAAGAAGGUAGGGACACUGCACAAAUCCCUGGUGAAAGCAGACAAUUUGGACUUAAGUGAUCAAUGUCGUGAAGUGAGUGGUUUAACAUCAGAGGGACUGGGCAAAGCAGAGCCUCUGGACCGGGUUCUUCAACAGUUUAUUCAGCUGGUAUCCAGUGAUUUGAAAGUACUUGGAAGGAGUUCUUACACGCUCUGCAGUGAUGGCCAGUUACUCAUUCGACAAGUCCUCCACCCAGAGACAUCUAAGAAGAACUUCCUGCUGUCAGACUGCUUCUAUUCCUUUUAUGAUCUGCGCAAAGAAUUUCAUGCAUGCUACCCUAGUUCAGCCGCCGUGAAGGAUCAGACUAUCAAGACCAUGGCAGAAUAUCUAGGCUUAGGGACAGAUGAAACGGAGGAGGACUUUGGCGUGUGGCAAGUGAAAACAAUGGUGGCUAUCAUUUUCAGCAUGCUCUCUGAAAGUUGUAACCACAUAUUUACUGAGCCUGAAACUGUGAAAUACAAAUACGAAACAGGUCCAUGUAGUAAAUCUGAAACAGUGGACAAUGAGACAGUAAUACGUGCCAGAGGUUUGCCAUGGCAGUCUUCAGACCAAGAUAUUGCCCGAUUUUUCAAAGGACUCAAUAUUGCUAAAGGUGGUGUGGCCCUUUGUCUGAAUGCUCAAGGAAGAAGAAAUGGGGAAGCAUUAGUUCGGUUUGUCACUUCUGAACAGAGAGAUUUGGCACUGGAAAGACAUAAGCAUCACAUGGGUAGCAGAUACAUUGAGGUUUACAAAGCAACUGGGGAAGAAUUCUUAAAAAUUGCAGGAGGUACCUCCAAUGAAGUUGCCCAGUUUUUAUCUAAAGAGAAUCAAGUUAUCAUCCGGAUGAGAGGCCUUCCGUUCACUGCUACUCAGGAGGAUGUCUUGGGGUUCCUGGGGCCAGAGUGUCCGGUCACAGGAGGGAAAGAGGGACUUCUCUUUGUCAAAUACCCAGAUGGCAGGCCCACAGGAGAUGCAUUUGUGUUGUUUUCCUGUGAAGAAUAUGCACAGAAUGCACUUAAAAAGCACAAAGAAAUCCUUGGAAAACGUUACAUUGAACUCUUCCGGAGUACAGCAGCAGAAGUCCAGCAGGUACUCAAUCGAUACAUGUCAACGCCUCUUAUUCCCACCCUCCCAACUCCCAUCAUUCCUGUCAUACCCCCACCAUACACAAUUGCCACAGGUAGCAUACGUGACUGUGUCAGGCUCAGAGGCCUUCCUUACACUGCUGGCAUUGAUGACAUCCUGGAGUUUAUGGGAGAUGCCACAGCUGAUAUCAAGCCCCAUGGAGUACACAUGGUCCUUAAUCAACAGGGACGACCAUCAGGUGAUGCUUUUAUCCAAAUGAAAUCUGCUGACAAAGCCUUUAUGGUGGCUCAAAAAUGUCACAAAAAAAUGAUGAAGGACCGUUAUGUGGAAGUAUUCCAGUGUUCGGGAGAGGAGAUGAACUUUGUUUUAAUGGGUGGCACUUUAAAUCGUAGUGGCUUAUCCCCACCGCCAUGUAAGUUACCAUGUCUUUCUCCACCAGCUUAUGCUGCUUUCCAAACAGCAGCUGUGAUCCCAGCAGAAGCAGCGCUCUACCAGCCACAAGCCCUCUUGCCAGCCGCCAGGACUCCCCAGGCCUCGGCUGCUGCUCCUCCAACUGUUACCUACUACCCAGCUCAGGCAGCUCAGCUUUAUAUGAAUUACACAGCUUACUAUCCCAGUCCUCCAGUAUCCCCUACCACAGUGGGCUAUAUCGCAGCUCCUCCGGGAGCUGUAGCUGCUGCUGCCACUGCCACCCACACUCCAAUUCUACCCCAGCCUGGAGCGUUAGUCCGUAUGCAGGGCUUGCCGUAUAACACAGGAAUGAAGGAGAUUCUCAGUUUCUUCCAGGGAUACCAGGUUAGUAUGCGGUCUUUCUCCCUGAUGUUUUAUUUGGACCUUUGCAUAAUGAUCAGCAGGGAUCACACUGAACAAGCCUGUGCUCUUGGAAAUUGAUGAACAUCUUUACAGCAGACUGCAGGUUAGAAUUAACAUUUGCCUUAUUACUUAUAUAAUAAGCAUGUCCAAAUUUGAAAGCAGUGAUCUAAUGCUCGGAUGUAAGAUGUGUUAAAGGCUGCUGAGAGCGAAGUUCUAGUACAAUAGGCUGCAGUGCACCACACCUACAUUACAAAGGGGAGAGAGACGCUGGUGUCAGACACUCUUGCAUGGACUAUUUAUUUUGGUUACAGGCAGGAACAUUUUGCAUUACAACUGCAUUACGCUGUAACCUAAAGAAAAAAAUGUAUUCUCCAAUCCAUGGGAUACUGAUAGCAAGUAUGUUAAGUGCUUAUAGAUAACUUUGGUCAGUAUCUACUGGUUUGAUACUCUAUCAGUGGGCAAACACACAGAAACUUAUCUUCUAGAGGAACAUUUAAAGAAAUAAAAGCACCAUGUGCAAACUUUUUUUCAGCAGCACAUAUUUGAAUUCAUGGAAUGGGUCUUUCCAUGUCUUCUUCCUUUUAUCUCAGAGGAUAUUGUAUUUAUAUCCAUGUUUUGCCAUCACAUGUUUGCUAAAAGGAAAGAUAAUUGAGUAUGGUGUGUUCUGGUGAGUAUUUAACCUCUUUGGAUAACAGAUUUACAUGAAUACCAAGUCUGUCCUUCUAGUACUACUCAGAAGCCCUUAUUUAGAAUUUCUUGGUGGGUCUCAAACCACUCUUCAAGUCGUAUACAUGGAAAGAAGGCAAUUUUUACGAGUUUGCUCUUCAAACUUCUUUAAGUUGGUUAACAGUGGUAUUGCUGAAGGCUGAGAUGCGGAUUUUUUUUUAAUGCAAAGAAGCAAUUUUUUUCCCCCAAAUGUUGCAGCAGUAAUAAUUAUCUGUUUCUUAAACAUUCUUAGUUUACCUUUUUUCAACUGACUUUUUUUGUUGGAUGGAUGUAUGGAUGGUAGUUGUAUUAAAACCUUAAGUGCGGGGAUAGCUUAUUUCCUAAACUGAAAUUCAGCUGUAAGUGUAAGUGUGCUGUUGAAAAAUGACAUGAGCCUGUGUAUGCAUGGAGCAGGUCAGUGACUUCCAACAUCUAGCAGCCCUGUCAUACACUAGGUAUUCAAUUUAGCGAAGCGGGACUUGGGGUCUGGUGUUGAAUUUGAGCUCUUCCUUAUUUUCUGAAUGUAAAGAGUAGUUUCUAACCUUUGUAUUAUGCAAUUAAAUGUUUCAAAUUAAUGGAAAUUUUACCACAGUGUGAAAGCUAUUCAUAUUCUUCUGCUGCAACCACUUGACAUCAUUAGUUACUGUUAUUAAAUUGGUCACCUCUUUGAUUUCUUUAGAAGAUGUUGUCCAAAUGAGAUCGGGUUCAAUAUCUUAUAAAGGAGCCAAGGAAUUAUUUUGAAUUGUUCUUGGAAUCCCGCAUGUGGUAAUACUAGUUUUAUACUCCCUCAUUCCUUUAGGGGAAAACAAAGGUGGUGACUUACUGUACUGGGACAAUGUUAUGUCUCUGGAGGAAAAACUAAUCUUUUUUUCUUUUUUCCCCCCCUUCCCCUCUCUCCUCACAUUAUUUUUUUCAUUUUCUGCUGCUGCCCAAGGAUGCAUUGCACGAUGCUUCUGGUCAUUUAUAAAGUGAGCCCUUAAUAAUCGUCAGUGGUUUUGGGCAUGGUUUUAAUCUCUGCAUAACUAAUUGAUGUUGGUAUUCAAUGGGCUUGGAAAACAGAUUGGAAAAGCUGAGAUUGAAGGGUGAUUUUUUUUUUUGUGUCUUUGUAUGUCCUUGUCUGAAAGGAGCAAGUUUUAGUUCCUGCUUUAUGCUCUUCUGUUUUCUUCCUUCAGUCUUCAUGGGCUCCAUAUAUUGCAUGUAUUCACAUGUUGUUAUUUAAGUGAAAACACCUUUCAUACCAGACCUGCCUCUUAAGAGAUAGACUUUGCUUAUUAUGGGCUUCAACAAGCUGGUCUCAAUAUCAGUACAUGCUUCUAAUAAUAUUCUAUGUAAGAAUCUGCAGAUCAGCAUUUUAUCACUUAUUUUAAUUUUCAUUUAUUUUUAUCAGCACUAGGAUCUUGUUUAGUGAUCCAGCAGCUUUUCUUCUUGAAGUUAUACUUUCUUAUUUUUAUUGUUAAAAAUUCCUUCCAGUUUGUAUGUGUUUAAUGUAUGUAGCAUUAAACACUCUUGAAAAACAUGUGAAGAAUUUUAAUAAUAAAUCUUAGAGGUGGUUUUUUCCCCAUCACCUUUCAUAAUGGUGUAGUGCACUGUAACAUUCAAAAUUGCUAAUAUUAAUACUUUCUCAUUUAGUAAUUUUUCCAUGUUAAACUGAUUUUUAGUUAUAUUGUAAUGUAACUGGGUCAAUUAUUUGACUGAUUGCAUAGCUAAAGGAUACUCAGGGGUGGAGUGGGGAACAAAAGAAAAACACACAACCCCCAGAAUCAAAAUAGGACAUGACAGUAGCUGUUGCCCUGACAAGUCCUAAAACACCAGCUUCUCAGCAGGUUUGCUGGUCUUUGGUCAUUAUUUUGUAAUAAGGGAUUUAUGGAUGUUUACCAGAAACUUCCUUUAUUGUUCAAAGACUUCAGUUGUGUAGAGACUCUUUUAAAGCUGAGAAAAAAUAAUCUGUCUUUCAGACCCUAUUGGGAAAGGCUUGAGGAGAAUGUGAGGCAGAAUAGUAAUAAUAUGCAACAGACUUAUCGGUGCUAUUUUUGGCCAUCACUCUGCGUAUCAGUAAAUGCAGCUAGAGAAAUCAAGCACCAAAGGAAGUAGUUAAGUGUUGGAUGAUGGUUUUAUGUGAAGUUAUGUAUCAGAACAAAGCUGAUCACCAUCUGAAUGUUAUUUAAAGACUUCUGAAUUUGCUAAAAAAAGGCUAGGCUGGAAACGUAGGGACUCCUUUGUGAAAGCGUUCUUGUGUAGAACAGGCUUAAAAUCAAUAUUCUUUAAACCUGUAGUGGAUCUAAGUGCCUUUUAUCUUCAGCUAAAUAAAUAAAUAAAUAAAAAUUGCAGUAUAUUAAUCCUCCAAGUCUUUGGGACCCCAAAUUCAAGGCUUGCUGGGGUGGGGAGUGUGCUUAAAACAGGAAUAAGGAGGUGUAGGGGAACGGAUAGUUGGCUAAGUUCCAAGAACAUUAACUUUUCUCCCCUGUAUUAGGAUAGCAGGCUUCAUUGUUACGGACUUUAAGGAUUAUUAUUAUUAUUUUUUUCCCCUAUGAAAUGCAUGCUUGAACAGAGAGGUGUUCUCUCUGUGGGUUCCUUUUGAAAUCUGACACUUCACAGUCUGAGAGGGAUACCCCAUCGUCUGUGUGCCAAUUCUUGGUGUAGCACCUUCUGCCUAGGGAAGGGAAAAGAAAGAGGAUGUGAUAAAAUAAUAGUAAGUGGGAAUUCUUUAAGUCAUCUGACAGCACAGAUGUGUUAUGCUCACUCCAGUGCAGCUGGAAUAUAGAAUGUUAUUUGUUUGUUCAUAAAAUUGUCUUCCAUCUGGAAAUACUGUCUCUAUGGAGAAAGCAUUUGUGAGAACGGGACUAGUAAAUUAGCAGUUAUAGUUUUUCUUCCUGGUAUUUCUUGCUAUUUCUGCCAACUCUUUUGCCAAAGGUUGCAAACGCCAGUCAUCAGGUUGUAUUUUUUAUGUUCCAGACUUACUGUAUAUAGAUUUUUUUUUUUUUCCAAAGCCUUGAGAGCAAUAAAAUGGCUGGAAUAAAAAAAAAGUGCAUGCAAGGAGAAAGUGUAGUAUUCUACUACUUUGUUAGCCAAUAUAUCUUUGGUUCUUAUCUGAAAAAGCUUUGCACUACAGAAAGUAUAGCAGAUAGCCUUUCUGGGAGGUGCUAUCAUACUGGAAGUAGUGGUUGGGCCUCUCUUCUAGGAAAAGAGGAAUUAGUGUUUUUUAAUAUGUCUGUCAUUUAGUUUUAUUUUAGUCUGUUGUAAUAUAUACUAUUUAAUAUUAAAAUACUGGUGUUAUUUAAUAUACAUGAGUUGAAAAGUCUCCGUCAUUUCAAAUGUUAAUACCCAGAAGGGUAGAUAUAGAAUCAGAGAAUGGCUCAGGUUGGAAGGGACUUUAAAGAUCAUGUAUUUCCAACCCUCCUGCCAUGGCCAGGGAUGCCACCUGCUAGAUCAGGUUUCCCAGGACCCCAUCCAACCUGGUUUUGAACACUUCCAGGGAUGGGGCAUUCACAACCUCUCUGGGCAACCUGUUCUAGUUCCUUACCACCCUCCGAGUGAAGACUUAAAUAUAUAUACUUGUAAAGUAAAUCACUGGCUCUAUGAAGAAGCACCAUGUCCUUCAGGAAAAAAAAAUAUUUUGCAUUAGUCGUGACGCUGUAUGUCUGUCAAUAAUGGUCUUGUCACUGUAUGUCUUAAGCUAUGAAAGUCCCUACUCCCACAGGGGAGCUGACAAGGGAAAAAUGUAGGAAAUGGGGAAACACCAGUCUUCACUAUUUAGCAGCAUCUCUCUGUCCUAGUCUGCUGCACUUUUUUCGUUGUUAUGUAUGCAUAUUCCUUCUGCCAUCUUGCAUCCUUGCUGUAGAAGUAAUUAUUGACCCCAGGACCUUAUUUGGUAACUGCUUACAAAGGUUCUGUUUUGUUUCCUUCUCCUAGGUUAGUUUCCCAUACCUGGUUUCCAUAUGUAGUUUUGACCUUUCUUUAUCUUAGCUCACAUCUCUAAAAACCUCUGGAAGGAGUCAGUAUAGCACCAGGAUACAUUAUGGUAACUCAGUGUUGAUGUCCUUAGCAUCUAAAGUUGACCUUUGUAAUGAAGCUCUUUGUUUAACAGUGGUAUUCUGUGUAUUUUUCCUUACUAGACUACGCAAAAAAAAA